Molecule: messenger RNA, 2542 nt
Organism: Haliaeetus leucocephalus (bald eagle)
Lineage: Eukaryota; Metazoa; Chordata; Aves; Accipitriformes; Accipitridae
Gene: HNRNPUL1
Product: heterogeneous nuclear ribonucleoprotein U-like 1
Exons: 16
Coding region: 53-2542 (829 amino acids)
Molecular function (GO): protein binding
Source: RefSeq, a predicted model, not a curated record
CCGUCGGUGGCGCCUCGAUGGCCGGGCCGCGGCGGCGUUGAGCGACGGGGCCAUGGACGUGCGGCGGCUGCGGGUCAACGAGCUGAAGGAGGAGCUGGGCCGCCGCGGCCUGGACACCCGUGGCCUCAAGGCCGAGCUGGCCGAACGGUUGCAGGCGGCUCUGGAGGCGGAGGAUGCCCGGCGGGGGCCCGGUGCAGCCGGCGGGGACCCGGCCCCCGACGGACACUAUGGCAUCGACACCAACAGCCACACGAGCGAGCCCCAGGGCUACCAGCCAUACGAGCAUAGCGGCCUCAAGCCAGACGCAGAGCCCGGCUACGAGAGGAGAGCGUUGGACCAAGAACACCCCGUCCUGCACCAAGAGAUGAAGCUGCCGGAAACAAAGCCUGAAGAGCCCCCUGCUCCCGCCUACAACGUUCCCCCUCCCAACUACAGCACACCCGCUCCCCCCUACAACAUCCCCCCCACGGCCGGUUACGGCGUGCCGCCGACCGGCUACACCGCUCCUGCCUACAGCGCGCCGCCGGCCGGCUACAGCGCCCCGGCCCCAGGUUACAGGCCCCCCCCCGCCGCCUACAGCACCCCUGUCCCCCCCACCUACAACGCUCCCCCGGGUGGCUACAGCGCGCCGGACCCCUCGCAGCCCCGGCUGCCACCACCGCAGCCCCGCAAACGGCCGUACGAGGAGCAGCGGGGCCGGGGUUAUUACGAGCACCGCGAGGACAAGAGGGGCCGCUCACCGCAGCCGCCUGCCGAGGAUGAUGAGGAGGAUUUCGACGACACGCUGGUGGCCAUCGAUACUUACAACUGCGACCUGCACUUCAAAGUCGCCCGGGACCGGUACAGCGGCUACCCCCUCACCAUUGAGGGCUUCGCCUACCUCUGGUCGGGCGCCCGUGCCACCUACGGCGCGCGGCAGGGCCGCGUCUGCUAUGAGAUGAAGGUUAAUGAGGAGAUCUCCGUUAAGCACCUGCCUUCUACUGAGCCAGACCCCCAUGUGGUGCGGGUGGGCUGGUCACUGGAUUCCUGUAGCACCCAGCUGGGUGAGGAGCCUUUCUCCUACGGCUACGGUGGCACCGGCAAGAAGUCAACUAACUGCAAAUUCGAAAACUACGGGGAAACUUUCGCUGAAAAUGAUGUCAUCGCCUGCUUGGUGGACUUUGAGUGCGGGGAAGAGGUGGAGAUGUCCUUCAUGAAGAACGGCAAAUGGUUGGGGGUGGCUUAUCGGGUGCGGAAGGAGCUGCUGGGCGGCCGGGCCCUCUUCCCCCACGUCUUGGUGAAGAACUGCGCCAUUGAGUUCAACUUCGGGCAGAGAGAAGACACCUAUUUCUCCGUCCCACCCGGUUUCACCUUCAUCCAACACCUGCCUGUGGCCGAGCGCGUCCGCGGCACCCUUGGUCCCAAGAGCAAAGCCGAGUGCGAGAUCCUGAUGAUGGUGGGCUUGCCUGCCGCGGGGAAGACGACGUGGGCCGUCAAGCACGCGGCUGCCAACCCUUCCAAGAAGUACAACAUCCUGGGAACCAAUGCCAUCAUGGAUAAAAUGAGGGUGAUGGGUCUCCGGCGCCAGCGCAACUAUGCGGGACGCUGGGACGUCCUCAUCCAGCAAGCAACGCAGUGCCUCAACCGCCUCAUCCAGAUUGCCGCCCGCAAGAAACGCAAUUAUAUCCUCGAUCAGACCAACGUCUAUGGCUCGGCCCAGCGCCGAAAAAUGCGUCCCUUCGAGGGUUUCCAGCGUAAGGCCAUCGUCAUCUGUCCCACCGACCAGGACCUGAGGGACCGCACCGUCAAACGGACCGACGAGGAGGGGAAAGACGUGCCGGAUCACGCCGUGCUGGAGAUGAAAGCCAAUUUCACGCUGCCGGAGGCGGGCGAAUUCCUGGACGCAGUGCUAUACGUGGAGCUACAGCGGGAGGAGGCAGAGGCGUUGGUCCGGCAGUACAACGAGGAGGGCAGGAACGCCGGACCACCCCCCGAAAAACGUUUUGACGGAGGCAGCGGACGCCCCCCCGCUUUCCGCGGUCGUGGCGGCGGUUUCCAACGUUUUGACGGUCGCGGGGGGAACACCGCAACCACCACGCGGGGUGGUUUCCAGAGAUUCAACCGCAGCGGUUACACCUCCAACCGCUGGGGCAGCAACAACCGGGACUCCACCGCCAACAACCGAGGCGGUUACAACCGUAACGCCCAGCCUGCCGGCGGCUACAGCCCGGCUCGCGGCACAACCGGCUACAAGGCGAGCGGCAGUACCCCCCCGGCCGGCGCAGCCCCCCCCAGCUACAGCCAAGGGCAGCAGGGCGGCUACAGCCAGGGUGGCUACAAUCCCCCCAGUUAUGGCUACGGAAGCUACGGCGGCUACGGACAGAGCUACCCCCAGCCCCCCCCGCCCACCGGGCAGAGCUAUGGGCAGAGCUAUGGGCAGUACCAGCAGUAUGCCCAGCAGUGGAGCCAGUACUACCAGCACCAGGGUCCCUGGCCCCCCUACUAUGGCACCUACGACUACAGUGGCUACGGCAGCUCCCAGGGGGGGGCCAGCGCCCAGUGA